GCGAGCGUGAUGCUGCAAGGUUUCCACUGGACGUCGUGCGAGGGCGGGCUCGACGGCCGGACGUGGUACGCGGAGCUCCGCGCGUCGAUCCCGGAGCUCGUGAAGACGGGCGUGAACGUCGUGUGGCUCCCGCCGCCGUCGCAGUCCGUCAGCGCGGAGGGGUACCUCCCGCAGUCGCUCUACGAUCUCAACACGCCGUACGGAUCCGAGCGCGAGCUGCGGGAGCUGAUCGCGGCGCUGAACGCCGCGGGGAUCGCGCCGAUGGCUGACGUGGUCAUCAACCACCGGUGCGCGGACACGCAGGACGAGAACGGGAAGUGGCGGAUAUUCUCGAACGCGAACUUCCCGGCGUACACGUGGGGCCCGUGGGCGAUCGUGAAGGACGACCCGUGCUUCGAAGGCGAGGGGAACAUGGACACCGGGGACGUCUUCGACGCCGCGCCGGACUUGGACCACGCGAACGCGCGCGUGCGAGGAGAGCUCACGACGUGGCUGAGAUGGCUCCGCGACGACGUCGGGUUCGCCGCGUGGCGGUUCGACUACGCGCGCGGGUACGCGGCGAAGUACGCCAAGGCGUACGCCGCGGACACGACCAGCCUACGCGCGAUGAACGUCGCGGAGUACUGGCCGGAGGCGACGUGGGAGGAGGAUGGGACGCUCGCGACGUGCCAGAACCCGAUGCGGCAGAGCAUGUGCGAUUGGCUCGACGCCGCGGACGGCGCGUGCGCGGCGUUUGAUUUCGCCACGAAAGCGGUGCUGCAAGAGGCGGUGAGUCGCGGGGAGUACUGGCGGUUACGCGACGCGGACGGGAAACCCCCGGGGUUGAUGGGAUGGUGGCCGCAGCGCGCGGUGACGUUCAUCGAUAACCACGACACGGGCGGGAACGGCGGCGGCGGACACUGGCGGUUCCCUCCCGAGCACCGCGUGCUGGGGUACGCGUACAUCCUGUCCCACCCCGGGAUGCCGUGCCUCUUUUGGCCGCACGCCGUGCGCAUGCCGGACGACAGCGGCGGGGACAUGGCCGCGGACAUCGCGAGGCUGUGCGCGAUCCGCCGCGAGGUCGGGAUCCAAGCGGACAGCGCGAUAACGAUCGUGCUCGCGGAGGCGGACAUGUACGUCGCGAGGAUAGAGGGCGCGCACGCGGAGCUGGCGGUGAAGUUGGGGCCGAGGUACGACUUGCCCGAGGAGAUCUUACCCGCGACGGACGUGUGGACGCUGCUGACGAGCGGCGAGGGGUACGCGCUGUGGAGUCGUCCGAAGCGGAGUAGUAAGCCUCGAAACUUAGAGGAGGAGCUCUCGCGGUGAGCGCGCGGAGCGUCGCAGUAAGAUUAGUAGUAUCGACGCCGGUGUAACACGACACCGAAACGAC
Molecule: messenger RNA, 1369 nt
Organism: Micromonas pusilla CCMP1545
Lineage: Eukaryota; Viridiplantae; Chlorophyta; Mamiellophyceae; Mamiellales; Mamiellaceae
Gene: AMY2
Product: glycoside hydrolase family 13 protein
Exons: 3
Coding region: 10-1305 (431 amino acids)
Biological process (GO): carbohydrate metabolic process
Molecular function (GO): alpha-amylase activity; calcium ion binding
Source: RefSeq, a predicted model, not a curated record